GGCAGCCGACAGCGCAGCAGCCAGCAUGCGACUCGUGCUCCUCGUGGCCCUUCUCGUGUCGGCCGCAUCGGCCAAGUCCUUCCUCACCCAGCUGCUGGGCUUGGACUUUGGCGUAAGUAAGGGCGGCCCAAAGGCGGACGCGAAGCAGGACAGCAGCCCCAUCAGCAACUGUGUGUGCAACGGCCCCGGAUGCGUGUGCUGCAACGACUUUAAUCUCACCUACAUUGACCUAGGCGGACCAGGCUGCGUGAGUCUGAAAUACCUUUCUCCUGAGGAAGGAAUGGCUGUGAACGUCUCCUACGGUGACAGCCUGCUUCACAGCGAGGUCGUCAAAGGCCCGAACCCUGAGCCGACGUGCAUGAGCCUGCUGACGGACCUGGCGCAGGUGUGCGCCCGCAUCCAGGACCUGCAACCGACCUCAGAUGGCAUGCGGGGCUGCGUGAGCAUGGAGCCGCGGCUGCUGGGCGAGUCGACGGCCGAGUACGACCUAGGCUGCUUCCGCGUCGGGCCUGAAGGCAUGACCUUCGACCCUCCAGCCAACAACACGAGGCCCGCCACCACCCAGGGCGAGGCCGGAACCGCUCCUGAGGAGGAGGAAGGCGAGGGCCCGACCGAGGAGGAGGUAAUCGCGGCUGUGAACGAGACCGCUGAGCAGGGCCUCGCCUUCCUCGGCAGCCUUUUCGGCAUCGACUUUGCCAGCCUGGCCGGCAACGCCACCGAGACCCCGGACGCUGCCUCUGAGGCCCCCGUCGCUGAAACCAGCACCACCGAGCGCGCCGCCAGGGCCAUGGUCGUGGCCAACAACCCCCGCCUCAACGAGGUCUGAUCUCCCGAGCCAAUGAGAAUGAGUGAAAACCGGUCUUCAAGGGUGCAAAGCCCACGUAGUGUGCUUAUUUAUUGCUCUUUUCUAGUGUCUUUCCGCUUUUCUGUAUACUUUUUACAAAAUAUAUAUUAUUAAUUGUAACAGGA
Molecule: messenger RNA, 969 nt
Organism: Cloeon dipterum
Lineage: Eukaryota; Metazoa; Arthropoda; Insecta; Ephemeroptera; Baetidae
Exons: 4
Coding region: 26-826 (266 amino acids)
Source: RefSeq, a predicted model, not a curated record